AUGACUUCAAACCAAGAAGACCACAUUCUAAUACAUGAGAGUAGAAACACCAAAUAUAAUCAGUUGAAUGUUGAUCAGAAGAGAACUUACAUUCAGAAGGUCAUUGAUAGUGAUAUAAAGAGGAAAAGAAAUGAUUUUGCUGGCAGUAGUACCAAUAGCAAGGGAAAAUGUAAGAAUGGUUUGUUUUGUGGAGCGCAACAGCGAGAAUAUGAGCAUGGAGGUCAAUUACACAUGAACCGGUAUGUUCUUUAUUACAUAAACUACGGACUCCAAAGUCUUGUUUAUUUUGUGGAGCAAAAAAUACAAACCCAAGAGGCAAUUGAGUUUCGAAGACAAACCAGAAAGUAUAAUAGCAUUUUCUCAUUCACAUCAUUUGGGGCAAGGUUUGAUAGAGAACUUGCAUCAAACAGAAAGGGUAUUUUCACAUUUAGAGCACAAGGACAAAUAUAUCAUAAUCUCCCCUCUCUUAUUCCAGAAGAAAACAAGCCUUCCUACUUUCAACUUUACUUCUACGAUACGGAGAAUGAGUUGCAAAAUCGAAUGGGAAUAUUAGAUAAUGCAAACAUGAGUACAACUACAACUAAAAGACUGAUGGAUAUAUUAGAAGGAAACCCAUAUGCAAGAUUUCUGUGGAAACUAAAUGAUUUUCCAUCUCUUGAAGACUUCAAGAUCAUUAUAAAUAGAGAUGCUGCAGUAGAUCAACGUGUUUACAACUUGCCAAUAGUGGAUCAGGUUGCAGCUAUCUGGAUAGAGGGAAAUAAUUAUAAUGUUCCGUAUGAGAGAGAAAUAGUUGUCCAUUCACACUCCGACAAGAAUCAUCAAGUUAAGCACUAUUUUGGAUGUUAUGAUCCUUUACAGUAUCAUUUACUCUUUCCAGGCGGAGAUGUUGGAUGGCACCAAAAUAUUAAAAGAAGGGAUAAAAAUGAUAUUUGCCGGUCAAAACAAGUAAAUACAACAUCUCAAGUAACUCAGCAAACUUUUACAUCUGCAGAAGACAUAUUUAAACGAGAAAGGGAAGGUGUUAAAGCACCAAAGGCGGGAAGCGUCUCAUGUCGAGAAUAUUAUUGUUACAAGCUCCAGAUAAGAGACACUCGACAAUCUAUUGUAUUAACAUCGGCAGGCCGGUUGUUCCAUCAAUAUGCUGUUGAUAUGUACAUAAAGCUUGAAACAACAAGACUUGAUUAUUUUAGAAAGAAACAAUCAGAAAUCAGAGCAGAGUUAUUCCAAGGCAUAGUUGAUAGUGUAGCUGCUGGAGAAGCAAAAGCAAGUCAAGUCGGAAAAAGAAUAGUGCUGCCAUCAUCAUUUAUUGGUGGUCCUAGAGAUAUGCGUCGUAGAUAUCUUGAUGCAAUGUCAUUAGUACAACGAUUUGGAAAACCAGAUAUUUUCAUCACAAUGACAUGCAAUCCUGAAUGGGAAGAAAUCACGGAGGAGCUACAUUCAGGACAGACACAUAAUGAUAGACCGGAUCUAACCUCAAGGAUAUUUAGAGGAAAAUUGCAAGACCUGAAAGAUCAGCUAUUUAAAAAGGAAUCUUUGGAAAAGUUGCUACCCAUGUUCAUGUCAUUGAGUUUCAAAAAAGAGGGUUGCCUCAUGCACACAUGUUAA
Molecule: messenger RNA, 1605 nt
Organism: Asparagus officinalis (garden asparagus)
Lineage: Eukaryota; Viridiplantae; Streptophyta; Magnoliopsida; Asparagales; Asparagaceae
Exons: 5
Coding region: 1-1605 (534 amino acids)
Source: RefSeq, a predicted model, not a curated record